UUAUGAAUUGAUACAUUACUUUUGGGUUAAUAUUUGGUGAUCUUUAUAUAUUUGCAUAUGUUUAAUUCCAAUUUUGAUCAUAUUUCUCCAAACAAGAUUUUUAUGAGCUUUAUGAUGUUUUUCCAUCUUAUGCAUGAUUUAUUUCUCAUUAUGUGAAUUUGGUCUUGUAGGGUACUAAUGGGUUCAUGAUUCAAGUGGAGGCAUGGUUCAUUCAACCAAAUGGAGCCCAAAACCCUAACUGAUCUGAAAUUGAGCUUGGAUUCGAGUCAAACCCCAGCUGGACCAAAACCUAGGUAUAAAAGGGAAUUUUUGGCACGGUGAACAGUGAGCUCGCGCUACUGUUCAUCGUGCCAGUUUCUUGACGGCGCGGUCGCAGCUCCCUUCCUUCUUCCAAAUCUUCGAGCAACCUUGUCCUCAUCGGCGAGGAGUUCCUCAGCUUCCAGCAACCGGUUUCCGACCUUCAGCACCUCUCCAGCGAGCGUUUUUGCAGGCGAAGUACUGUAGCGGCGAGCUGCGAUUUUAAGCUCAGACCAGCGGCGUUCUUCUGCAUUUCAACGUUCCCAGCUUUCUUCAUCAGCUCGCGACGCCAUUUCCAGAAAACGCAGCAGAGAACCAUUUCAGAACUGAACUUCCUGAAAUUUUGUGAGCUAAUGCAAGGAAAUCUGAAUCGUCUUGAAGCUUAAGAACACCAGAUCGAUUUCUGUUUGAGUGUUCUCUGCAGAUUCCUUGUGUGACGGCAAGGAGAAGACAAGUUUGGUUUAAGAUUUGGUGUCUUCCUUUGCAACAUUGCUUGAACUAGACCCGGAGAUUGAAUGAACCUUUUGGGCUUUAAGGAGACAAGCUAGGUCAGCAGCAACUUGUGAGAGCAGAAUUUCAGAGAUGGAUAAUCAGAUAACAGAAGGGGAUCGAACUAUGAAAGAGCUUGCAGCACCUGAUGUGGCUUAUAAGUACUCAUGCAUCACUUAUCCAGAUUUGGCAGGAGAUUUUGAACUCAGAUCAGGACUUAUUCAUCUGCUUCCCAAAUUUCAAGGAUUAUCAGGAGAGGAUCCCAACCGCCAUCUACAUGAGUUCCAUGUGGUUUGUUCUACCAUGAAACCACAGGGGAUUUCAGAAGAAGACAUUAAGUUGAGGGCCUUUCCAUUCUCUUUGACAGGAGCAGCAAAGGACUGGUUAUAUUGCCUUCCAGCUGGAUACAUUACUAGUUGGAUUGAUAUGAAGAAAGCAUUUUUGGAGAAAUUUUUCCCAGCUUCUAGGACUGCAACUAUCAGGAAGAGCAUUUGUGGUAUUCAGCAAGUAGUGGGAGAGACUCUUUAUGAUUAUUGGGAGAGAUUCAAAAAGCUGUGUUCGAGUUGUCCACAACAUCAGAUUAGUGAUCAGCUUCUUGUUCAAUAUUUUUAUGAGGGUCUACUUCCUAUGGAUAGGAGCAUGAUAGAUGCAGCAGCUGGAGGAGCCUUGGUGAAUAAGACUCCAAAUCAAGCAAGAGAGUUAAUUUCAAAUAUGGCAGAAAAUUCACAGCAAUUUGGGAGUAGAGCUCUUGGGACUAGAGUGGUUAAUGAAACUCAUUUGGUUUCGAAUGAGCAACAAGAAAUCAGAAACAAUUUGCAAGAAUUGACCUCUCUAGUGAAGCAAAUGGCGUUGCAAAAUUCAAGUCAUGUUUCAAAUUUCCCUUCAUCAAUGAUGAAGUUGUGUGGAAUUUGUUCAAGCCAAGAUCAUUCUUCGGAUCAUUGUCCUAAUUUAUAUCAAGAUGAAUCUGUUGCAGCCAUUUCAAGACCUCAAUUUCAGCAACACAAGUAUGAUCCCAACUCUUCAACUUAUAAUCCGGGAUGGAGGGAUCAUCCUAAUUUGAGGUAUGGGAACACAUUUUAUCAGCAGCCAACACAAAAUCAGAUUGGUCAGCCAUCAUUUCAGCAUCAGCAGAAUCAACAUUAUUUCCAGAACCAUCCAGCAGUUCAUUCUCAGCAAAAUCAGCACUUCCAGCAGCCACAAUUUCAGCAAAACUUCAACCAAAAUCAGCAAUUUCAACCAUUCCAGAAUUUUCAGCAUUCGAAUGUUGCAUUUCAGCCACAGAAUCAGCAAAACCAUUUCCAGCAAAUUCAGCAACCUAUACAGAAUUUCCAGCAGCCAAGCAGUGCGAAUCAGCAUCAAUUUCAGCUGGCACUUCCAUCUUCUACAAGUCCUAGAUCAUUGCAAUCUCAGCACAACUUUAGCAACUCGAAAAUUGAAGAUUUGAUGCAGCAAAUGAUGCAACAGCAGCAACACCAGCAAAGAACUGAUACAACGCUGCAAAACAUUGAAAGACAGAUUGGGCAACUUGCUAGCAACAUCAAUCAAAUGCAAAAUCAAGGAUCUGGACAAUUACCUUCACAACCCACUCCAAAUCCUAAGGGAAAUGUGAGUGCAUUAACUCUGCGAAGUGGUAAACAAAUUUCAGAUCCAAAACAGAAUUGUCCGAUAGAAGCGCAGCAAAAUUUUUCCAGACCAUUUGCAGAUUCAAACCUACAGAAUUCUCAUAUUUAUCCAACAAAUUCAGAGUCAACAGAAUCUGAACAGAAUGACAUUUCUGGUACUGAUCAGCUACAUUCUACGCAACCUGCAACUUCAGAAUCUACUCAAUUUGGUGGAGCAGAUUUUAGUUUGGAUUUUACCCCAACAGCAGUUUCAAAUUCAGCUCCAAAUUCUGCACAGAAUCUGGAAAAUUCUGCACAGAAUCUGGACAGCAAUAUUACCCAGCAAGGAGCUGAGUUUUCCAUUCUGUUACCUUUCCCUCAAAGAAGUGUACAACCAAGAAAAGAAAUGGAGGAAGAAAAGGCUAGGGAAUAUCAAGAAUUGGUGAAAUUGUUCAGCAAGGUUGAAGUGAAUGUUCCUUUGCUUACCAUGAUUAAGCAAAUUCCAAAAUAUGCCAAAUUCCUCAAGGAUCUUUGUGUGCACAAAAAGAAAUUGAAGGGAAAUGAAUUGAUAAGUAUGGGAAAGAAUGUUUCAGCAUUACUUCAGCCAGUUCCUCAGAAGUGUGAAGAUCCAGGAGUUUUCACCGUGCCUUGUGUGAUAGGAGAUUGUAUCUUUGAGGAUGCAAUGUUAGAUCUUGGAGCUUCUAUUAAUGUGAUGCCUAAAUCAGUUUUUCAGUCAUUAAGAAUUGGACCUUUGCAGCCUACAGGUGUAGUGAUUCAGUUGGCCAAUAGAAGUCAAGCACACCCAGCUGGAGUGAUAGAAGAUGUAUUGGUAAAAGUGAGGGAGUUAAUUUUUCCUGCAGAUUUUUACAUCUUAGACAUGGAGGGUGAUGUGCUUGCAAACAGGGCUCCGCUUAUUCUUGGACGUCCAUUCUUGAAGACUGCUAGAACGAAGAUUGAUGUGCAUGCUGGAACUCUUUCUAUGGAGAUAGGAGACACAGUGGUUAGAUUCAGCAUUUUUGAGGCUAUGAAGCAUCCUAGAGAGGAUCAUUCUAUACUUUGCUUGGAUAUUUCAGAGGAGCUGGAUGGCAUGGAGUUCUUGUCAGAUAUUGAUUCAGACUUAGAGAUUUCUGAUUUUGGUACAGUGAAUGAAUUUGUUGCAUUAUUGGAAGAUGUUUUAGAUGUGGAAUCUGAUGUCAAUUCAAGUGAAUGCGUAGGGGAUUGCUUGGGAGAAGCAUUACCCCUAGGAUCGCUCAGAGAGGAAGAGGUAUGUGUAGGGGAUUGCUCAGCAGCAUUACCCCUAGGAUCGCCUAUUAUGGAGCAGACACAAGAGGAGUUGAAACCAUUGCCCCAACAUCUGAAAUAUGCAUAUUUGGGAGAAAAUCAGCAGCUACCUGUCAUCAUAGCUCAGAAUUUGGAACCAGAUCAGGAGGAGAGAUUAUUAGAGAUUCUGAGACAGCAUAGGAAGGCCAUUGGAUGGACUUUGGCGGACAUUCCUGGGAUCAGUCCUUCCAUUUGUAUGCAUAGGAUCUAUUUGGAGGAGGAUGUGAAGCCAGUGAGACAGCCACAAAGACGACUGAACCCUUUGAUCUUGGAUGUUGUAAAGAAGGAGGUGACUAGACUCUUACAGGCUGGCAUCAUUUAUCCGAUUUCUGACAGUAAAUGGGUCAGUCCCAUCCAUGUGGUUCCGAAGAAGUCAGGGGUGACAGUGGUAGCGAAUGAAGAGAAUGAACUGGUGCCCACGAGAGUAAAGAAUUCCUGGAGAGUAUGUGUGGAUUACAGGAAGCUGAACCAAGCAAGCCGAAAGGAUCAUUAUCCACUUCCUUUUAUUGAUCAGAUGCUGGAGAGGCUGGCAGGUAAAUCCCAUUAUUGUUUUCUUGAUGGGUACACUGGUUAUUUUCAGAUUUGCAUCGACCCAGAGGACCAGGAGAAGACUACCUUCACCUGCCCUUUUGGUACAUUCGCGUAUCGUAGGAUGCCAUUUGGAUUGUGCAAUGCUCCAGGUACUUUUCAGCGAUGCAUGGUGAGUAUUUUUGGUGAUUUAUUAGAGCAUUGCAUGGAAGUAUUCAUGGAUGAUUUUUCUGUCUAUGGCUCUUCUUUUGAUGCAUGUUUGGAAAACUUGUCUCGAGUUUUAAGUAGAUGUAUCGACACAGAUUUGGUUUUAAAUUUUGAAAAGUGUCAUUUUAUGGUAGAGCAUGGCAUUGUUUUAGGUCAUAUAGUCUCUAGGAAAGGCAUUGAAGUAGAUCCUGCUAAAGUUAGCGCUAUAUCUUCUUUAUCUUACCCCGCAUGCGUGCGGGAAGUGCGAGCUUUUCUUGGUCAUGCAGGAUUCUACAGGAGAUUUAUUAGAGACUUCAGUAAGAUUGCUCUACCAUUAUCUCAGCUACUUCAGAAGGAUGUUUUGUUUGAUUUCGAUCAGAGGUGCAGAGAAGCUUUUGACAAAUUGAAGGAGGCUCUUACCUCAGCACCUAUUAUCAGACCCCCAUACUGGUCCUUACCUUUUGAGUUGAUGUGUGAUGCUUCAGAUUAUGCAGUGGGAGCUGUACUAGCACAGAGAGUGGAUGGAGCACCACAUGUUAUUUGCUAUGCUUCCAAGACUUUGGACUCAGCUCAAGCAAACUACACAACAACAGAAAAAGAGCUUCUUUCUAUUGUUUUUGCUUUAGAUAAAUUCAGAUCAUAUCUUCUUUGUUCUCAUGUGAUUAUUUUUUCUGAUCAUGCAGCUUUGAAGUAUCUCCUCAAGAAGCCUGAUGCAAAGCCUAGAUUAAUCAGAUGGAUGCUUCUGCUUCAAGAAUUCGACGUAGAGAUACGUGAUAGGAGCGGGAAGGAGAACUUGGUUGCAAAUCACUUGAACAGGAUUGAAGGAGACUUGGACCAUUCGGCCAUUGAUGAUGAUUUCAGGGAUGAGCAGCUUCUACAGCUGCAGGGUGAGUCUCCAUGGUAUGCGGAUCUAGUGAAUUUCUUAGUUGCACAUGUUUAUCCCAAACAAUUUUCAAAAGCUCAAAGAGAUAAAUUAAAAAGUGAUUCAAAAUUUUAUGUUUGGGAUGAUCCUUAUUUGUGGAAGUUUUGUAGUGAUCAAAUCAUUAGGAGAUGCAUACCUGAUUCUGAGUUUCAGUCUGUACUUACUUUUUGUCAUUCUUUUGAGUGUGGAGGACAUUUUGGACCACAAAGAACUGCUAGGAAAAUAUUAGAAUGUGGUUUGUAUUGGCCUACCCUUUUUCGUGAUGCUUAUGCUUUUUAUCGAUCAUGUGAUAGGUGUCAACGAACUGGGAACAUAGGACUUAGAAAUGAAAUGCCUCAACAAUUCAUAUUAUUUUGUGAGAUUUUUUAUGUUUGGGGUAUUGACUUUAUGGGUCCAUUUCCUACCUCUUUUGGUUUUGUUUAUAUUUUAUUGGCAGUUGAUUAUGUUUCCAAAUGGGUGGAGGCCAUUCCCACUCGGACUGAUGACUCUUCUUUUGUUGUUAGUUUUGUCAGGUCUCACAUAUUUUGCAGGUUUGGAGUACCCAGGGCGAUCAUUAGUGAUCAAGGGUCUCAUUUUUGUAACAGACACAUGAAGGCUUUGCUACAUAAGUAUGGGGUGACACACAAAGUUUCUACAUCCUAUCACCCUCAAACGAAUGGGCAAGCAGAAGUGUCUAACAGGGAGGUGAAAUCAAUUCUUGAAAAGACUGUGAGACCGGAUAGAAAGGAUUGGAGCAAAAGACUUGAAGAUGCACUAUGGGCUUAUAGGACCGCUUUCAAAACCCCUAUUGGAAUGUCCCCUUACAGGAUUGUAUAUGGAAAAGCAUGUCAUUUGCCUGUGGAGAUUGAACAUAGAGCGUAUUGGGCGGUUAAAGCAUGCAAUCUUGAUAGUGACACGGUUGGAGAAGAAAGGAAGUUGCAACUUCAAGAACUUGAAGAGAUUAGAUUGGAAGCCUUUGAGAACUCACGGAUUUACAAAGAAAAGGCCAAGAGACUUCAUGACAAACAAAUUGAAGUGAAAGAGUUUCAAAUUGGUGACAAAGUACUUCUAUAUCGAUCUCGUCUCAAAUUAAUUAAAGGUAAGUUGAGAUCUAGAUGGGAAGGACCUUAUUGUGUUACUAAUGUUUUCUUUUAUGGAGUGGUUGAGAUCCAGGAUUUGUCUACUGGUCGGGUUUUUAAAGUUAAUGGACAAAGGCUUAAAAAGUUUCAUGAAGAAGUGAAGGGCUUGGUGGUGGAGGAAAUGGAACAUAUUGAUGCUAUCUACCCGAGUUAGAGGGGAGUUUCACUUUAUCUUUUGUUUCUUUGCAAAUUAAUAAAUUUUAGGUGUAGGUAGUUUUCUUAUUUGUUUAGGUAGAAUUUCGGUUUCAUUUAGAAUUUUCUUGCAUAAAUAAAUUUUGAGUUACAUUAGUAAUUUUUAUUUUUGCAUAGUUAUAGUUUUGGAAUUUAGGUUUUAUGAUAGUUACCAUUUCUUUAAGCUUGAUAGUCUUUGUUUUAGGAAUAAAUGGUGCUUCCUUCUUUUGACAUUUCCUUGUAUCAUUUUAAGGGAUUUGAAAAGGGAUGUUAAAUUUGAUUAUCUUGUUUAAAGACUUUAUUGCAUGAAUGAACUCUAGGAUUGCAAGAGGUUGAUACUAGUGAUGGAUUCUUGAUUGAUGAAAUGGUAUGAUAACUUUUAUUUACCUAGUGAGGUUUGAGCCUAUUUGAGUGAUGCACUCAUAGCUUAUUUCACUCUAGAACUUGCUUUAAAUCUAUUUAAUACCACUAGAACAAUAUUAAGUCAUUUUCAUGAAGGUUACUCCAUUGUCACAUUGCCCUCACCUAUUUUUGCUAUUUCUCUUGUCAUAAAUCAUCAUAUCUUUAUUCUUUUCUCAUGUUUUAUUUCUUUGGAUGUGUUAUCUUGGAUGAUAUGUGAUGAUUUUAUUUUAGCCGGGACAGACAAAAGAGUAAGUGUGGGGGAGGUGUUUAGUUCGAAUAGGUGCUGGAAUUCUGUGUUUGAGGAAGCAGUGAAGGAUGAUGCUGGAAUGACAGAAAUGAAUAAGUGCAGAAUUCAAGCAUGACAGAUUUUGAAGAGAAAUGUGGAAAUUUUGUGCCAUUGCAAGGGCAGCAAGAGAAGAGGUUAAGUGUUAAUGUUAGUGAAUAAAUUGGAAUUCGGAUGCAUGGACAGUUUAAAGAACAGAAUUCUGAAGUGCAGUGCUGAAUUUGUAUCAGUUUUGUAUCAAAAACAAGAAUGCAGGAUUUAUAGUGAAGAAAGUUUAGUUGGAAUUUGAGAAGAUGUGGUAACAAAUGGUAUGCAAGAAUUUGGUGUAUUAAACAGUGAGAAAAAUGCCAGAAACUCUGAAUUAUCAGAUUCCAGCAGCAAUUGUGGCAGCACUCUCAACCGGCUGGAAAAAAAUUCUGGUAGCAGUAACUUGCUGAAAUUGUCAAUUUCAGCAACUUUCUUAGUGAUACAUUGGCUAAAACAAGAUGGAAAUCAAGCUAUUUUUUGAUUAAGUGAUUGUGAAGCUUUAAGGAAAUAAUUGUUGAAGCUUGAAACAGCUGAGAAGCAGUAAUAACAGAAGUUAUAACAAGUAACCAAUCUGAAAUGCAGAACAUGGAAAAUUUGGCAGAAUUGAAAGUGUGCAGUUUGGAAUGAAUGGAGUAUCAAGAUUUCAGGAAUGAUAUCAAGGAGAAGAAAAGCUUACAUGAAGCUUUGUAAUGUGAAGAAACAAAUGGAAUGUUAGCAUGAACAACUUCUACAAAUAUUGCAAGUCAAUUACUGAAAUCUGGAAAUAGUAUGACACUUGAUGGUAUUUGCAAAGCUGAAUUGUGGUGAAUGAGAGGAGUAAAAGAAGACAAUGACAGCUCUCAAAUUGGGAAGUGAAGCUUAAUUCAAAGAAGAGCAAAGGAAAAAAAUCAAAAGGAAAAGGUGCUGGGAUGAAAGGGAUGAGUAUAGUGCAGAAUUUUCAGAAAGUACAGAUUGUGCAGAAUAUGGUAGUUUUUGUGCCAAAUUGGGAUGAAAGUUGUGAUGAACCAAAGCUGCUGAAAAAUGGAAAGUCUUUGGAUAUGCAUUGUAAAGGUUCUGAAGAGGCAAGAUGAAGAAGUGUUGGAAAUUCUUAAGGCUUAACAGGGGCAAGUUGGUACAAAAUCAGCAUUGAAGACAAACUGAAAUCAGUAUUGGCUGUGCAGAAAUGAGUUCAAGGGUUACUGGAAUAUGGAAAAAUCUGGAAUCCAGCUGUUACUUAGUGGUGAUGAAUGGAUAACUUUCUUCUCCAGGGUUUACAAGACUUUGGACAAGAAAUCUAAUACCUAACAGAGAACAAAGCUGGAGCUGGAAACUGAAUCAUAAGUGCAGCCUGAAAUUUGGACUGUUACUGCAGUGAGAAAAAAAAAAAAGUAAAUCCAAGCUGAAAUUUUUGUGCUAUUGCAGGGAAAGAAAGUAAGCUUUACUGCCUGUCAAAUGCAGAAGAGAGUGUUGAGAGAAAAGAAGUGAACAAUUGCAACAGAAACUGCAUACGGAUCUGCUGAGUAAAGGCAGAUCAGUUUUGUGCCAAAGACAAUGUGCUAUUUUGUGCCAAACUCUCUGGAUAUUCGAAUCUGAAAUAGGGGAGUUGAAAUUAUUUUGAUCCAUUUUCAAAUGAGAUAACUUCCAAGGUUUAUCAGUGAGGCAGGUUUGGAUGGAAGUUGUUGAACAAGAACCAGAAAAAUUAAGUUAACAGAUUCAUGUUACCACUGUGCCAAUCUGAAAAUUUCAGAAUUUCAAUGUGUUGAUGAGGAAGGGAUGUAAUUCAGACCAUGAGACGAACCAAGUCAAAGAAUGUCAUAUUUGCUUGGGAAUUUUGAAAGAGCUGCAGCUGAGAAUUGAAGAAACAGAACAAUAGCAGAAAUCAAAUUCUGUUAAUCGAGGAUAUGAAUGAAAACUGUGAAACUAUAUAAUCUACACUAGAAAUGAGUGGAGUUAAAGGUAGAGUGCAGGUUGGUGUGCUACAAAGUCAAAUCAGUAUAAAAAAAACAGUGGAAAGAAGAAAUGCAGAAAUUCAUGUUUUGGUCAAAAUUGAACAUCACAUAGCAUUCUAGUUCCAUGUCUUCCACCUUGAGUUGAACCUUAUCUUUUUAUUUGCUCCAUUAGCAGCAAUUCUUUCAUUUACAUCUGAUUUCGAUCUCUUUCCCAAUGGUGGUAAAUUUUCAUGAUUAUGCAUCUUAAUAUUUGUGAUGGAGGUUAAAUUAGAUGAAAAACAAGCUUAUGGUAGUGGAUUUGAUAUGAGUAGCUUGAGUGCCCUCCACCUUUGCAAGAUUUGAGAUUAAUAGAGAGCCACCUCAAUUACCUUGGGAGAAUUAGAGUGUUAUCAUUUUCACUUUAUUCAUGAUGGAUGAAAUUUACUAAGUAUCGAACCAAGGUGAAAAUAGAGGUCAUGAAUGUGUGAGUCUAUGAAAUUUGAUACUUACUUGUAACUUCCUUUUACUUUCUUUUAGAUAUGAUCAAGAAUAGUUAGGAGAAGGAGGUACCAUCUUAGUUGAAAUUUUGGUGGGCUCACUCGCACGAGGCGUGCAAGAAUAAGUGUGGGGGAUUUGAUAGGUUAUGAAUUGAUACAUUACUUUUGGGUUAAUAUUUGGUGAUCUUUAUAUAUUUGCAUAUGUUUAAUUCCAAUUUUGAUCAUAUUUCUCCAAACAAGAUUUUUAUGAGCUUUAUGAUGUUUUUCCAUCUUAUGCAUGAUUUAUUUCUCAUUAUGUGAAUUUGGUCUUGUAGGGUACUAAUGGGUUCAUGAUUCAAGUGGAGGCAUGGUUCAUUCAACCAAAUGGAGCCCAAAACCCUAACUGAUCUGAAAUUGAGCUUGGAUUCGAGUCAAACCCCAGCUGGACCAAAACCUAGGUAUAAAAGGGAAUUUUUGGCACGGUGAACAGUGAGCUCGCGCUACUGUUCAUCGUGCCAGUUUCUUGACGGCGCGGUCGCAGCUCCCUUCCUUCUUCCAAAUCUUCGAGCAACCUUGUCCUCAUCGGCGAGGAGUUCCUCAGCUUCCAGCAACAGGUUUCCGACCUUCAGCACCUCUCCAGCGAGCGUUUUUGCAGGCGAAGUACUGUAGCGGCGAGCUGCGAUUUUAAGCUCAGACCAGCGGCGUUCUUCUGGUCUGAGUUUCCAUUCCUUCACAGAAUCAUUGGCGGUGGUCCUCCAGUGAUUCUGAACCAUUUCCGACAGCAUUUCAACGUUCCCAGCUUUCUUCAUCAGCUCGCGACGCCAUUUCCAGAAAACGCAGCAGAGAACCAUUUCAGAACUGAACUUCCUGAAAUUUUGUGAGCUAAUGCAAGGAAAUCUGAAUCGUCUUGAAGCUUAAGAACACCAGAUCGAUUUCUGUUGGAGUGUUCUCUGCAGAUUCCUUGUGUGACGGCAAGGAGAAGACAAGUUUGGUUUAAGAUUUGGUGUAGGGAUGUUUAAUUUUUCUUGCAGUUGUUUCUUAGUUUAGAUUUCUUGUUUUUGCAAAUUUUGUUUCUGAAAUUGUUUGAAGAUAGCUUAGAGUCGUUUUUAGUUUAAUUCUUAUGCACGAAUCUGCUCUUUUCAUUUCUAAACUUGGCUGUUCUGUUUGGGUUUUGUUGUUUGCAGCAGUGCUGCUGCAACCGGUUCUUUGGUUGUGACUGAAAUUCUAUUAAAACCACUUGUUAGCUGAUAA
Molecule: messenger RNA, 10978 nt
Organism: Zingiber officinale
Lineage: Eukaryota; Viridiplantae; Streptophyta; Magnoliopsida; Zingiberales; Zingiberaceae
Exons: 3
Coding region: 880-6615 (1911 amino acids)
Biological process (GO): DNA integration
Molecular function (GO): nucleic acid binding
Source: RefSeq, a predicted model, not a curated record